AAAAAAUAAAAUACUUUUAUUUCAAACAGAUAAAAAGCUAUAUAAACAAUAGUGAAUGAUAAACAUAAAAAUCAGAAAAAUUUUUAUUAGAUAACUUCAUAUUAAAUACAAAUAAAUAAUUUAUAAAAAAAAAGGUUGAAGAUGUGCGAUAAAUAACCAUUUAAUUUUAUAAGCGGCAAUAAAUUGUAAAACUUAAAAUAAAUCUUAAAUAAAUAUGGCCUUAUGGAAAUAGAAAACCCUAACAUAAUAAUAAAUCAAACGGAUGUAGAAGUAAAGGUAGUUUCGACAUACACUAGUCAAAUUCCAGCAAAAAAAUCAUUAAGAGCUAUUAUAAGAUACAUAAUAAGAUCUAAAAUUGACUAAUUGAAGAGUAAAAUCAUGAUAGUCAAUUUUGAUUCAAAAGAAUGUUAAAUGCAAAUUAAACUUGUAAACUAAAGUGAAAAAGAUCCUCCAUUUUAAGGAGAAAGAUUUCAUGAUAAAGUCAAUACUUUUAAUAAAUUGGAUGAUCUAAUUGAAAAAUCAAAAUCUAUUGAGGAUGUAGAAAUGCUAAAAAUAUCAAGACAAUUUAUAGAGAUAAUUUAUCAAGAUGGUAUUUAAAGAUAUAUUAAUCUAGACAAAAUUGAUAAAAUUGAAAAAAAAAUUAAAAAUUAAAGCAAUGAUUGUAAAUUAUUUACAGAGUUGUUUUGUGGCCAUAAAUAUUAUUCAACUUCUAAAGAACCAUGUUAAAAAGGUUAUCAAUUUUUAUACAUAAUGCAAACUUCUUUAUAAUCUCCAUCACAUCCAAGAUAAAUAAUAAUAAAGAUAGGAAAAACUAUUUAGCCUAUUGAUAUUUAUUGUAAUGAUCUCUUCUAGCAAUACUAAUAAAAAAUUAUUUUUUGGCCAUUAGCUUACUUUGAAAUUCCCUGCAUAGAAAAGACUCUUGUCGAUAAGUUUAUUCAUUUAAGUCUAGAUGAAAAUAAAUCUGAAAAUAGAAUUUACUUAUAAGGCGAACACUUGCAUAAAGAAUUUUUUUUACUUGAUAGAAAUUUAAUAGAGGCUAUUUAUAAUAUUAUCUAUUCAGGCAUUUAUACAGAUUUAUAUAAAAAAGAUUAUUCAUAAAAGGUUAAUGUAUAGUCAAUUUCUGAAUGCUUAUCUACAAUACAUUAUUAAAAUGAUAGUAAUUUUAUUGAUGAAUCAAUCGUAAAUGCUUUGAAUAAUUAAUAAAAAUCACCAAUUAAAUCUUAAUAAAACAAAGAAGAUGAUGAAUCAAGCAUUCUAAGUAAUAUAAAAAACACUACUCAGUAAAAUUAGAAAGUAAUCAAAUAAUAGCAAGAUUAUACUGAUAAAGAUAAUGUUAUUAAUAAGUAACAAAAUCAUUGUAAUCAAUCUUAAUUAAAUAAUUUCCUUAGCAACUUUACACCUGAUUAAAAUGACUAUAUUCUAAAUAAUAAAGACGAGAAAAAUCAAUAAAACUAAAUUAAAAUUUAAGGUUAGAGGUACUAAGAAAAUAAUUAGUAGUUUUUUGUUAACAAUCUAAUUGAAGAUCAAAAGAUUUAUGGUAAAGGAAACUCGAAGGUUUAAAAUUAACUAAAUGAUUAGAUAGUAAUAAACAGAUAACAAUCUGUAGAGGUUUCAUAAAUUGAUUUCAAACAUAGCUAAAAACUUUAGAGUAAUAAUAAUUCAAAAAACUAAAAUCUUCCAUAAUAUGAACAAAAAUUUAAAGAUUAAGACUUGGAAAAAUAUAGAGUUAAAAGAGAAGAAAAAAUUCCUCAUUAUUCUUAUGUUUAAUAACCUAGCAUUUAAGAAUAAAGAUUUGACAACUACUAAUCUAUACCAGUAGCACCAUUACCUCCAAAUUGCACCAAUGUGUAAUCAUUUAGUAUAGGUGAAGUAGAUUAAUUAUAACAUUUACUUGAAUAGCUUAACGAAGAAAUGCAAUAUUUAGAAGAUUUUAAAAAUGAAAUAAUAUCAAAAUAUGAUAAAACAGCUAAAAUUUGA
This is a messenger RNA of Tetrahymena thermophila SB210, 1977 nucleotides long. RefSeq lists its product as hypothetical. The transcript is spliced from 3 exons. Lineage: Eukaryota; Ciliophora; Oligohymenophorea; Hymenostomatida; Tetrahymenidae. The record is from RefSeq and is a predicted model, not a curated record.